AUGAACCGGAAGAUACUGAAGUUGGAGAACUUGCUACGGUUUCACACUAUUUGUAGGCAGCUGCACAGCCUGUGUCAAAGAAGAAUGUUGGCACAGUGGAGGCAUGUGUUUUCAUCUGCUUAUGCGGUGCAGACGGCUCAGCUGUACACCCGGCCCUGGCAAACAGAUGCACUCAUCAGGGCUGCAUUAUUUCAACGUAGGCUUCUGGUGACAAAGAAGGAAAAAAGAUCACAGAAAUCUCCAUUACCUUCAACAAAAUCUAAAAAGGAGGUGGAGGUAUGGCUUGGAAUGACUGUUGAGGAAUUGGCCAGAGCAAUGGAAAAAGACAUAGACUGUGUAUAUGAAUCUUUAAUGAACACUGCUGUUGACAUAGAUUCACUAGAAACACACUCACGUUUAGAUGAAGUCUGGAUCAAAGAAGUGAUAAAGAAGUCAGGAAUGAAGUUAAAAUGGAGCAAAUUAAAACAAGACAAAGUCAGAGAAAAUAAAGAUGCUGUCAAAAGGCCCCAGGCCGAUCCAGCUUUAUUAAUACCAAGGUCCCCAGUUGUUACUAUAAUGGGCCAUGUUGAUCAUGGGAAAACGACGUUACUUGACAAACUGCGAAAAACUCAAGUGGCGGCAAUGGAAGCUGGAGGCAUCACUCAGCACAUUGGUGCCUUUCUUGUCUCUUUGCCCUCUGGGGAAAAGAUAACCUUUCUUGAUACUCCAGGACAUGCUGCUUUCUCAGCAAUGCGAGCCAGAGGUGCUCAGGUCACUGACAUUGUUAUAUUGGUGGUAGCUGCAGAUGAUGGAGUGAUGAAACAAACCGUAGAAUCCAUUCAGCAUGCCAGAGAUGCUCACGUUCCUAUUGUCCUUGCCAUAAACAAAUGUGACAAAGCUGAGGCGGACCCUGAGAAAGUGAAGAAAGAACUGCUAGCGUACGAUGUGGUGUGUGAGGAUUAUGGAGGUGACGUUCAAGCAGUGCACGUCUCUGCACUCACGGGCGAAAACAUGAUGGCUUUGGCAGAGGCAACUAUUGCUCUUGCAGAAAUGUUGGAAUUGAAAGCAGACCCUACUGGUGCAGUUGAAGGAACAGUAAUAGAAUCUUUCACAGACAAAGGAAGAGGUCCUGUUACUACAGCUAUAAUUCAAAGAGGAACUUUGAGAAAAGGCUCCAUUCUGGUUGCUGGAAAGAGUUGGGCAAAAGUACGCUUAAUGUUUGAUGAAAAUGGCAGAGCAGUCAGUGAAGCCUGUCCUAGCAUGCCAGUGGGAAUCGUAGGCUGGAGAGACCUCCCUUCUGCAGGAGAUGAAAUUCUUGAAGUAGAAUCUGAGCCAAGGGCACGUGAAGUUGUUGACUGGAGAAAGUAUGAGCAAGAACAGGAGAAAAAUAAAGAGGAUUUAAAAUUAAUAGAAGAAAAGCGAAAGGAACACCAAGAAGCACAUCGGAAAGACCGCGAGAAGUAUGGCACUUUGCACUGGAAGGAGAGAUCAUAUAUAAAGUACAAAGAAAAAAGAGAGCAGCAACCCUUAAAGCUGAAAGAAAAACUAGAAAGAGAUUCAAAUGUACUUCCUAUAAUUGUUAAAGGUGAUGUUGAUGGUUCUGUUGAAGCCAUUUUGAACAUUAUGGAUACCUAUGAUGCUUCACAUGAGUGUGAACUAGAAUUGGUACAUUUUGGUGUGGGUGAUAUUAGUGAAAAUGAUGUCAAACUUGCUGAAACAUUUCAUGGUGUUAUAUACGGCUUCAAUGUGAAUGCAGGCAAUGUUAUCCAGCAGUUGGCUGCAAAAAAAGGAGUAAAAAUUAAACUUCAUCAAGUCAUUUACCAUCUUAUUGAAGAUUUGCAGGAAGACCUGAACAGCAGAUUGCCCUGCAUUGUGGAAGAGCACCCAAUAGGUGAGGCUUCUAUACUAGCUACCUUCUCUAUAACAGAAGGGAAGAAAAAAGUUCCUGUGGCUGGCUGCAGAGUCCAAAAGGGACAGAUAGAAAAGCAAAAAAAAUUUAAGUUAAUCCGCAAUGGACAUGUUAUUUGGAAGGGCUCGUUACUUUCACUGAAACACCAUAAAGAUGAUACUUCAGUUGUCAAAACUGGAAUGGAUUGUGGUCUUAGUUUGGAUGAAGAAACGAUAGAAUUUAAAGUGGGAGAUGCUAUUGUUUGUUAUGAAGAAAAAGAAGUUCCAGCCAAGACUUCUUGGGACCCAGGAUUUUAAAAUUAUUUAAAAAUAUAUAAAUGAUUAAAUGUUUUUGUCUUAUUAUAGAGCAACUAGUUUUUACUGAAGGUAUAGUUCAUCACUCACUACUGGUCAAAAAGCUCUACCAAGCUUUAACUGAUGUUUACCUGUUAAAAUAGGAAAUCUUA
Molecule: messenger RNA, 2333 nt
Organism: Budorcas taxicolor (takin)
Lineage: Eukaryota; Metazoa; Chordata; Mammalia; Artiodactyla; Bovidae
Gene: MTIF2
Product: mitochondrial translational initiation factor 2
Exons: 13
Coding region: 1-2184 (727 amino acids)
Biological process (GO): translational initiation
Molecular function (GO): GTPase activity; translation initiation factor activity; GTP binding
Source: RefSeq, a predicted model, not a curated record